This is a messenger RNA of Pyrenophora tritici-repentis Pt-1C-BFP, 755 nucleotides long. RefSeq names its product scytalone dehydratase. NCBI's taxonomy places the organism in Eukaryota, Fungi, Ascomycota, Dothideomycetes, Pleosporales, Pleosporaceae. Gene Ontology annotation, molecular function: scytalone dehydratase activity. Gene Ontology annotation, biological process: melanin metabolic process. The record is from RefSeq and is a predicted model, not a curated record.
AUAAUCGCAGUAUUGAACCUCAUAUCAAGUUCCCAACACAAUCAAGUCACCAAUUUGAACAGGCAAAAAUCAUCAUGUUUGAGAACGCCAAAUUUAAGCCUACUUUCGAGGAUGUCAUGGGCUGCCAGUCGGCAUGCUACGAAUGGGCAGACAGCUACGAUAGCAAGGACUGGGAGCGCCUUAGCAAAUGCAUUGCCCCAACACUUCGGAUCGACUACCGCUCUUUCCUGAACAAGCUCUGGGAGUCCAUGCCCGCAGACGAGUUUGUAGCCAUGGCCUCUGACCCCGCCGUGCUCGGCAACCCUCUCCUCAAGACGCAGCACUUCAUCGGCGGUACGCGGUGGGAGAAGACGUCCGACGACGAGAUGAUCGGUUACCACCAGCUGCGCGUGCCGCACCAGCGGUACACAGAUGAGUCGCGCACCAAGGUUGCGGUCAAGGGCCAUGCGCACAGCUUCAACAUGCACUGGUACAAGAAGAUUGAUGGAGAGUGGAAGUUUGCUGGGUUGAACCCAGAUAUCAGGUGGUUCGAGUACGACUUUGACAAGGUCUUUGCUGAGGGUCGUGAGCAGAUGGGUGAAGAGGAGGCCAAGGCUGCAGCGGGCAUCCCGGAGAAGUUGACCGGCCAGGCACUGUAGAGGGGACUUUGGAACGUGGCCUGGAGACGUCACGGGAUGAGUCAUGAGGGGAUACAUACACAUGCAUUAUUUAGGCAUAUGAUGUUGAGCUCAACCAAAUGGAAUAUGUAGUCAACA